Molecule: messenger RNA, 1243 nt
Organism: Pocillopora meandrina
Lineage: Eukaryota; Metazoa; Cnidaria; Anthozoa; Scleractinia; Pocilloporidae
Source: the annotation of a GenBank genome assembly
AUGCAAAAUCAAGCCCAACAAAUUGGAGCGAUGCACGAGCGACUCCUGUCCAUCGAGCGCUAUUCGCGUGAAUACAACCUAAGGUUCCACUACAUCCCGGAGUCUCCUGGGGAGGAUUGCCGUCAGAAAAUUGGAGAUAUUUUAACUGAGCAACUUAAAACGGAGACGACUAUAGAAAAUGCGCAUCGCGUAGGCCCAAGCAUCACCAACAAGCCGAGGGCGAUAAUUUGUAAGUUUAUUUACCGUCCUGAACGAUUUAAAGUGCUUCAGAAGAAACGUGACCUUCAGAACAUUGUCAGGAUAACCGAGGAUCUCAUUUAGAAAGAUCGGGAGAAAAAGAAGAAGCUAAAAGAUGUCAUAAAAGAGGCAUACGAAAGUGGAAAGAAGCCACGUUUUCAUCGUGGGAAAUUGUAUAGAGACGGAGCUUUGCUCAAAAAUUCAUACAUGUCUUGAUCAUUGUUAGGUUAGUUAGUAACUAUAACGCAAUACGCGAGAUUGGAAAAUUUUUUAAAUCUGCUGAAUGAUUAAUAACUCAAUUGAUCCAAACCUAAAUCUUCAAUCCUUCAAUGAUCAUGGUAUAUUUACAAUAGAAGAGAUAAACGAGCUCUCCAGUGUAGUUAAACCGUAUCUUUUGGUGUUACAUCUGAACAUUAGAAGUUUGCGUAAACAUUUUGAUGAACUAUGCAAUCUUCUAGAUUCCACUCCCCUCAAAUUUAAUUCAAUUGCUUGCAUAGAAACAUGAAUAACUCCUCAAGCCGAUCCGAAUCAACUUCAAAUAUCAGGAUACAACAUAAUAACAGAAAAUCGUAUUUCCUCAAUGGGUGGCGGAGUUGCUUUAUUUCUUAAAGAAGAUGUUGACUAUUGUCUAAGAGAGGAUCUAAGAAUCGAUGGAAUUGAGAAUAUUUGGGUGGAUACGCAAAACUUGAUAAUAGGCGUAAUCUACAACCCACCUAAUAGGUCCCAAAGGCAAUUUCUUGAUGAAUUUGAGCAACUUUUGCACACCAUUUAUUUGUCUAAGCGCAAGUGUUUAAUACUAGGUGAUUUUAACAUUAACACGCUUUCUAAGAGCAUUAUACCGAAAGAAUACCUUAAUCUGAUCCAAUCAGAGGGUUUUAAUCCCAUGGUAUCCGAAGCAACGCGUAUAACUGAGACAAACAUUAGUUGCUUAGAUCAUAUCCACUCGAAUUUUGUGACUUCAAGUACAAGUGGAAGUAUUGCGGCAGAAAUAGCUGAUCACUUGCCA